Molecule: messenger RNA, 1320 nt
Organism: Miscanthus lutarioriparius
Lineage: Eukaryota; Viridiplantae; Streptophyta; Magnoliopsida; Poales; Poaceae
Source: the annotation of a GenBank genome assembly
AUGUUGAACCAAACAGAAGAAACUAUUGAUAAGCUGUACAGGCAGCUAUUUGUUGUCCAACCUCUCAAUCUCUGCUUCCCCUUCGAGCCAGAUAAGCUGAUUCCAUGCCCAGUGCAGCUAACCAACAACGCAUAUCAUAAUAUUGCCUACAGGAUUCAGCCAAAUACCCCAGAUAUCUUCGUCGGUUCACUCAAUGGCACUGUACCUGCAAGAUCCACUCAGACUUACAUUCUGACGAUGCAAAAGCAACAGAAACCACCCCCAAACCUGAGCACAAUUCACAUCCAGAGCAAUGCAGCCAACUUGGACUUCUGGUUGAACUUUGACUACAUGUUUAACAAAGCAGAAGCAGUUCAUGAUGUGUUGAAACAGGUGAAGAUAACGAGCCUUCAUGAGUGUGCAAGCCAGCAAGCAUUCAAGGUAUUAUCCCUCAAUCAUACUUAUCGCAUAGACAUCCAUCCAUUGGAGCCAUGGGUUCUAAUAGUAUCUGGUGAGCAUGAGGCACGUGGCAUUGAAAUUUGGAACUGCAGGACCAGGGAUAGAUCUAGCUUCGCCUUCACCUUCUACUCUGGUAGCAACAGCUCUGGCUCCACCAACUCAAAACCAAUUAACAAAGAGGAGGAGCCGUCGAAGUUUGGUUUUUUAGACUUCACUCACUCCUACAAAGUAGGAAGAUAUACGGUUAUACGAAGGCGGAGGCGGCCUCGGUCGCGACAUGCUCGGGCGCGGAGGCAGGAAGUUAGAGAUGGGGUGGUCGCUGCUGACCCUCGGCCCUUCCUCUCCGUCGUCAACAAGAAGCAGUGGGGGAGGACGCGAGUGGAUCUCGCCGUUGCCGGAGAUGGAAGAGGAGUUGCCGAGAAGGGAGCUCGAUUGCAGCCAUGGGGGAGCUCGCGACGCCGUCCAUGGUGGAUCUCGCGCCGUCGGCCAUGGGGAGAGGAAGAGGAGCUCGUGCCACCGUCCAUGGUGGAUCUCGCCACUGGCGGAGAUGGAAGAGGAGCUGCCGAGAAGGGAGCUCGAUUGCGGCCAUGGGGGAGCUCACGAUGCCGUCCAUGGUGGAUCUCACGCCGCCGGCCAUGGGGAAGGAAGAGCAGCUCGUGCCGCCGUCCAUGGUGGAGCUCGCGCCGCCCCAUGCUUGGGAGGAAGAGGAGCUCGCGCCGCCGUCCAUGGGGGGAGGAAGAGGAGCUCGCGCUGCCGUCCUUGGUGGAGCUCGCGCCGCCGGCCAUAGGGAGGAAGAGGAGCUUGCGCCGCUAUCCAUGGGGAAGAGGAAGAGGAGCUCGCGCGCGUCAUCCAUGGUGGAUCUCGCGCCGCCGGCCAUGGUAG